GAACAUGGGCGGACGCUGUCGCGGCCGGAAGGCGGAAACGCCUCGAGCACCCGGCGGCACUGUCCCCCUUGGGAUCCGGUUCCGCCUCCGCGCUAGUUUCCCCGUGCGGCGGCGGCGGCGGCGGAAGCCCGGCAUGGCGCCCCGCCGCACUGGCGGCGGUGCGCAGCCCUCUCGCGCCCGUCGUGCGCCACAGGGCGACCGCGUCGGUCGACAUGGAGGAGCUAUGGGCGGAGGAAGCUUCCGACGAAACCAGCGGCGCAGCGCGCCGGCCACGGAGAAAUCGUAUCAUUAUCCGGCGCGCGCGAAACGCGUCCUCCGACUUUCCCUCGCUCCGCAGCGCGCUGGGAGACGAAAAGCCGCCGGGGAGCGCCGACGGCGGCAGCGGCCGCCGCGCCGCGACCGGGUGGGUUCCGACGGCGCCGCCGUGGGAGGGAGAAGCUCCGGACUCCGCUGAGGGUAGCGACGCCGCGAGACCGUCGAUUAUCAGCCGACGUCCCGGCGCGACGGCGAUUCGCAAGUUGCGCAUUUUCUCCAACCGCGGCCGGGAUUCGACCUCCGUCGCCGCAUUCGCUGCGCCUGCGGGUUCUGCCGCAUCUUCUCCUGGGACUGACGCGGCGGCAGCGUCCGCCGCAGCGGGAAACGGUGCGGCACCUGGCGAAGGCCUCGAGGGUGUUUCUGCGCCGAGUCGUACGCGCGGAGGCAGAUUGAUGGUGAAAUCCGCCGGCGGCGGCGGGACGGUUCUUAAGACCUCUCCUCAGGGGCAGCGGGGACGGGCUGGAGUUGCGGUGAGGCGGCGGAGAAGCUUCAGCGAAUACGAAGCGGAUCCUGCCGCGACGGUUGUUCCGUUUGUGCGACGAGAGGAGGACGAGCAGCGGGAGUCGCAACGGCCAUCACAGGAGUCGUCGCAGCCGUCGCACAUCAUGCGAAGUCUUGACAGCGGUGAGGGGCGUCAAGAAGCGGCAGGGCAGGAAAACGCCGACGCGCUCCGUGCGCCGCCGCGUUCGGACAAGGCCAGCGAAAUGACGAAACGCAGUGGCGAAACGGGUGGCGAAGAAUCUAAGUGGCGAAACGGAGGGCAGCUGAGGGCCGCGUCGUAUCACGAGGGCACCAGCGGGCCUCGCAGUAGCGAAACGGCUGGCGAACAAUCUCGAGGGCAGCAGAGGGCCGCGUCGUAUCACGAGGAGCGGAGGGCCGCGUCGUAUCACGAGGAGCUGGCUUCGGACUUGGUGGAUUAUUUCGGCGAAAUUGCGCAGUCCUGGAGCAUUGAGUGCUCAGGCCGCACGUGCGACUCGGUAGAACAUCCUCGUGAAGCGGAAGCUGGCGAAAUUGCGCAGUCAUGGAACACGGCGAGGGAAAGGAGCAGGUGCACUUUUGAGUCAAAUGUCACCUUCUGUGUUGACGCGGAAGGUACAGUGUUCGAUUCUUCCUCUGGUGGACACCAGUGA
Closterium sp. Yama58-4 is the source of this 1445-nucleotide messenger RNA. Lineage: Eukaryota; Viridiplantae; Streptophyta; Zygnematophyceae; Desmidiales; Closteriaceae. The record is from the annotation of a GenBank genome assembly.